Messenger RNA from Sander lucioperca (pikeperch), 1073 nucleotides. It is a transcript of the gene jmjd7, whose product is annotated as jumonji domain containing 7. The coding region runs from base 71 to 1009 and encodes 312 amino acids. Gene Ontology annotation, molecular function: 2-oxoglutarate-dependent dioxygenase activity. NCBI's taxonomy places the organism in Eukaryota, Metazoa, Chordata, Actinopteri, Perciformes, Percidae. The transcript has 10 exons. The record is from RefSeq and is a predicted model, not a curated record.
CGCAUGCGCACAGGGUGUAAACACAGCAGCAUGGCGCCGUGAGGCUCGGGCAGCUCUGACAGAAAACCAAAUGGAGUCCGUGAAGAAACGUUUGGCCGAGUUUUCACUGGAGGCUCACGAUCUGUAUCUGAGCCGGGCCGUGCCGUACCUGGAGGCGCCGCCCGACCCGCUGAACUUCUACCGCGACUGGAUCGCUCCCAACAAGCCCUGCAUCAUCCGCAACGCCUUCAGCCAUUGGCCGGCUCUGUCCAGGUGGACGCCGGAGUACCUGAGGGAGAAGGUGGGGUCAAAGGUCAUCAGCGUGGCGGUGACUCCCAACGGCUACGCCGACGCCGUCAACGGCGACCGCUUCGUGAUGCCGGAGGAGAGACGCAUGAGCUUCUCUUCCGUGCUCGACAUCCUCCAGGGGAAGGUGCAGCAGCGUGGAGUGUUCUACGUCCAGAAGCAGUGCUCCAACCUGCUGGAUGAGCUGCCGGAGCUCACAGACGACGUGGAGACGCACGUCUCCUGGAUGAGCGCCGCGCUCGGAAAGUUACCAGAUGCGGUGAAUUUUUGGCUCGGAGAGGCGAGCGCCGUCACGUCCAUGCACAAAGAUCACUAUGAGAAUCUGUACUGUGUGAUUUCUGGAGAGAAAAACUUCAUCCUGCUGCCGCCCACAGACCGACCCUUCAUCCCCUACGGUGUGUACCAGCCGGCUGUUUACCGUCAACGGGGCGACGGGGAGUUCGAGAUCGUCGAUCAGAGCGACGCGGAGAAGGUGCCGUGGAUCCCUCUGGACCCUCUGGACCCGGACCUGGAGCGGUACCCCGGGUACCGGGCAGCGCGGCCGCUCCGCUGCAGCGUGAAGGCCGGAGAGAUGCUGUACCUGCCGGCACUCUGGUUUCACCACGUCACGCAGUCACAUGGUGCCAUAGCAGUGAACUUCUGGUACGACAUGGAGUACGACAUCAAGUACAACUACUACCAGCUGCUGGAGACGCUGUCGGAGGUCACGGGGGGGUCAACGUGACAUCACCGCCGCUGAAUGAUGUCAUCGUCACUGAAACGACUGUAAAAUAAAUUUUAAACGUCUG